AUGACAGGUCAAAUCUCAAUCCCGUACCUCAGCAGUAGAGGUAUCGUUUACUAUCAUCCUCCCGGUUUUCAAGCAGACAAGACACGACAAACAACACUUCCCACCCCACCUUGCCGACCAAGACAGCGUCGACCUCAUUCCAUACACAUCACCCGUCUGCCUGCAGGCUUCGUACCGUUUGAUCUGCGACCUCCGUCGCCUUCGGCAAAGCCCAAGAAACCUUCCCGAGCCAAGUCUCAACUGAACAAGCUGGCUUCGCGAGAGAGUGCAAAGCGUGUGCUAGGGUCGGUGUUUUCGCCAUUUUCGUCCCAUACUUCUACACCAACAGCCUCUGCUGCAUCAUCGACGAUAGUAUCGAGCCCACAGGUCAGCCGUUCACAAUCAGUACGGACUAAUUCAGGAGAUCGUCGAAGUAUAUUCUCUCGAAGGGCUCAAUCAAGUGCGGGAUUGGAAGCCGGGUUGGAAGCAGGAAUAAUGACUGGACCUGGGCCCGGUAACAUGGAAGCAGUAGGCAUCGAAAAUCGACCUUUUGGGAACAACCCCGCCGACGUCCAUUUGAAUCUUCGAAAUCCGAAGCCACCUUCGUUUGCGACUUUUGGAGAUAACGAGAAACCACUUGCGUCAGGUCAUGGGGUCUCUCUUUCCAUUCCCUUCGCUGAACCAAUUGUAUAUCUGACAGGUUUGGAUCACGACGGCACGACCCGCAACUCCGAAUCUAACAACACCCUUGGGAUUCUCCGUGGCAAAGUACGACUUGACAUUACCAAAAGUAUAAAGAUCAAGGCGAUCACCUUAACAUUUAAAGGAAUAGCGAGAACUGAAUGGCCCGAAGGAGUGCCGCCAGCCAAAAUGGACUCUUGCGAAGAAGAGUCACUUCGAACACAAGUUCUACCAUUCUUCAAUGCUUUGUAUGAAGGCUCUGAGGUCGGUUAUGGAACUCACUGCCAUUACUAUCUACGGGAUAAAUCAGGGACGACGACGAUAACCCCUCUUGAUUCGCCAAGUUCUGGAAUCUCGACACUACUCGGUGCUAGAAGUAGAGCAAACACCCUCAUGACAUCCAGAGAAUCAAAAAGAUUGUCAUUACAGAGUAACCAAUCCCGUAGUUUCCAAAAGGGAGAUUCUCCUAACGGCCCGACACCCCAACAGAAAGGCUACAAGACUUUCCAUCCUGGCGUAUACGAAUACACUUUUGAAAUGCCAAUUGACAAUAACUCCCCAGAAACUACGAAGCUCCCGAACGCUUCUGUAAAAUGGCAAGUGGAGGCCAUGGUAGAAAGGGCGAGUGCCUUUCGUCCAAAUCUCUUGGGAAUCAAAGAAGUACCGGUCGUAAGAACGCCAAGUAUCGAGUCACUAGAGCUAGUUGAACCCAUUUCAAUCAGCAGGAAUUGGGAUGAUCAGCUGCAUUACGAUAUCAUGAUAUCCGGAAAAUCUUUCCCUUUGGGUUCUAAGAUUCCUAUAGCUUUUAAAUUGACCCCGCUGGCAAAAGUGCAGAUUCACAAGAUCAGGAUUUAUGUCACGGAGUCCAUUGAUUACACCAAUAACGACAAUUCGUUUUCUAGAAAGAAUAAGUCGCAAAAGAAGAUAUUACUGUUCGAGAAGUUGGCGGGGCAGCCUCCUUCAAGAGAGUAUAGCAACUCAGAAAUGCGAGUUGUCCGUGGAGGCGAGCUUACUGUCGAAGAAAGGGCCGUGGCGCGUGCGGCUGCGCAGAGGGAAAGAGAGAGAUUAGCAAGACAAUUCAACACGGCAGUGGAACCUCUACCUGAAGAAUCCAACAAUAUAUUAGGGGAUCUUGAUCUUGGACUUGACCAUUUCGCUGGCCCGACAGAAUUGGAGCUGUCAGUUCAAUUGCCAACAUGUGAGAUGAUGGAAAAGGAUAAAAAUAAACGUCUCCAUCAUGAUUGUUCAUGGAAGAACGCUAGGGUGCACCAUUGGUUCAAGAUUGCCAUGCGUAUAUCCCGUAAAGACCCCGAUGAUCCUUCUGGUAAGAAACGUCGUCAUUUCGAGAUAUCUAUCGACUCCCCUUUCACUAUCCUCAGCUGCCAGGCAUCCCAAAUGCAAAUGGCUUUGCCUGCAUACUGUGAUCUCGGUGGUCCGAGUAUUCGAUCUCAGGGUGACGGCCUAUGCGGUUGUCCUACUGCAGCCAGCGCAGAACUUCCGCCAAUUUCAGCCCUGACAGAUCCUUCUCUUGAUAAUUUGAGGCAGAGUCUUGGUCAAUCCACGAUUGCGCGUCCAGAGACCGCUGAGCCUCUGACUCGGCCGCCACAGGCACAUCUUGUAAUGAAUACAGCAGUCCAGCGCCCUAUUCAUAUGUUGCGCAACCCAAGCUUUGCCGCUCCUGAAUAUGAGGCCGAGCAACCCCCUCCACCAAUGCCAACACCUCCGCCUAUGUAUGAUGUUGUUGUUGGUACGCCUAGCGUCGACGGGCUUGCCGAUUAUUUUACCAGAUUGGCUGAUUAUGAGGAGGAAUAUCACACGGAUGACGAAGAUGUACAGCGAGCUUCAACCCGUGGCCGUGUGAACGUUGUCAAUCCUAACACGCCAGGAGGACGCAUUGCUCGAAGCAUGGAUAUUAACCGUGAUUUUAUGUUUAAUUCGGCAGCUCUUAAUAACAGAAUUAAUCGUGGUGGAAAUGCGGGCGGAGGCGGAGUUAGCAACCCGACCCCAACAACUAGGGAGUGA
This is a messenger RNA of Sclerotinia sclerotiorum 1980 UF-70, 2682 nucleotides long. RefSeq lists its product as hypothetical. Gene Ontology annotation, cellular component: cytosol; cytoplasm. Gene Ontology annotation, molecular function: protein-macromolecule adaptor activity; ubiquitin protein ligase binding. Gene Ontology annotation, biological process: ubiquitin-dependent endocytosis. NCBI's taxonomy places the organism in Eukaryota, Fungi, Ascomycota, Leotiomycetes, Helotiales, Sclerotiniaceae. Bases 1 to 2682 code for a protein of 893 amino acids. The transcript has 3 exons. The record is from RefSeq and is a predicted model, not a curated record.